AUGGACUGCGACUAUUCGAAGCUGUUCUACGCUAAACAUAGUGGAUUGGGAGCCAGCACCAUUACGGCAAGGUGGACACAGAUGGGUCCAGGACCAACGGCCGGCUCGUUGGUCCCGGACGACACCAACGGAUCCGGCGUGGAUGGCGGCAAGCAUCUGGACGUCGGCGACAUGAGCGAUGACGACGAACAGGAUCUGUCGUCGGCGGAUGCCGAGGGUGUCUGGAGUCCGGACAUCGAGCAGAGCUUUCAGGAGGCCCUAGCCAUCUAUCCACCGUGCGGCCGUCGAAAAAUUAUCCUCUCGGAGGAAGGCAAAAUGUAUGGUCGCAACGAACUGAUUGCCCGCUACAUCAAGCUCCGCACCGGAAAGACGAGAACUCGAAAGCAGGUCAGCUCGCACAUACAAGUCUUGGCCAGACGGAAGCUGCGCGAGUUCCAGGCCAAAAUGAAAGUGGAUCACCCGAUGAUGGGUGUGAAGGAGAAAGUCUUCCCGACGAACAUGACCGGCAUGAGCAGUGCUCAGAUCGUGACGAUGGCCGCAGCGAAAGGUCGCCUUCCCCUAGUCAAUCCCUCUUAUCAUCACCACCACCACCACCACCAUCUUCCGUACCACCACCCUCACCAUGCCGGUGCUGCUGGUCAAUUUUGGCAACCAGGAUUGCAGCCGAGCACCUCCCAGGAUGUCAAACCGUUUGCCCAGCCUGGUUAUCCAAUGAAGACGGCCACCGCCGUCUCGGAGGGUGCUUUGCAACCUACCCAUGCUUGGGAGGGACGCGCCAUUGCGACACACAAGUUCCGUCUGGUCGAGUACAGCGCCUACCUGGAGCUCCGCGCUGAAGAGACUUACCACAAGCAUCUGUUCGUGCAUAUAGCGGAUACGCCGGCAAACCCGCUGUUGGAGUCGGUCGAGGUGAAGGAAAUCUACGACAAGUUCCCGCAGAAAUCCGGUGGCCUCAAGGAACUGUACGAGAAGGGCCCAAGCAAUGCGUUCUUCCUCGUGAAGUUCUGGGCGGACCUUAACACGAACAUCGCCAACGACGCCGGCGCGUUCUACGGCGUCAGCAGUCACUACGAGAGCAACGACAACAUGGUGAUCACCUGCUCCACCAAGGUGUGCUCCUUCGGGAAACAGGUGGUGGAGAAGGUCGAGACGGAAUACUCCCGCAUCGAAAACGGUCGCUACGUGUACCGGAUCAGCCGAUCGCCUAUGUGCGACUACAUGAUCAACUUUAUCAACAAGCUGAAGCACCUUCCGGAGAAGUACAUGAUGAACAGCGUACUGGAGAACUUCACCAUCCUGCAGGUCAUAUCCAACAAAGACACCGACGAAACGCUAUUGUGCGUCGCGUUCGUGUUUGAGGUAUCGACCUCCGAACACGGUGCGCAACACCACAUCUACCGUCUGGUGAAGGAAUAG
Molecule: messenger RNA, 1416 nt
Organism: Anopheles nili
Lineage: Eukaryota; Metazoa; Arthropoda; Insecta; Diptera; Culicidae
Gene: scalloped
Product: transcriptional enhancer factor TEF-1
Exons: 10
Coding region: 1-1416 (471 amino acids)
Biological process (GO): embryonic organ development; hippo signaling; regulation of transcription by RNA polymerase II
Cellular component (GO): transcription regulator complex
Molecular function (GO): RNA polymerase II cis-regulatory region sequence-specific DNA binding; DNA-binding transcription factor activity, RNA polymerase II-specific
Source: RefSeq, a predicted model, not a curated record